AUGGUCUCUGCUGCUCCAAUCCUAGAGACACGAGCAGUCGCCCGUAUCUCCGCACCAUCAGGUGCGAUCAUAGUCGAUAACACUGGUGCUACAUCAGGAUCAUACACCACCUUUCAGAAAGGCGUGAAUGCCCUCUCCACCACUACCACCACUCCUCAAUACCUCUUCAUCCACCCAGGUACUUAUACCGAACAAGUCUACGUCCCAGCCCUGAAAUCCAAUCUCACAAUCCAGGGUUAUACCACGGAUGCCAGAACCUACGCCAAUAAUCAAGCGAUUGUAACCUAUAACCUCGCUCUCCAAGAUACUACCUCGGAUGAUUUGACAGCUACUUUACGUCAAUGGAACAAAAAUACCAAAGUCUACAAUCUCAUCAUCAAAAACACAUUUGGGCACGUUUCUAAAAACGGUCAAAACCUCGCCAUCUCUGCUCAUACCACCAACCAGGGAUAUUAUGCCACACAGUUCAUCGGGUAUCAAGAUACCAUCUUGGCUAAUACCGGCACGCAACUCUAUGCCAAGUGUCUCGUCGUCGGCGCCAUCGAUUUCAUCUUCGGUCAAACCGCUCUUGCCUGGUUCGAGGGUAACGAUAUCCGUACGAUUGCCGCGGGAUCAAUCACUGCAUCCGGACGCUCUUCCUCAAGCAAUCCCUCCUGGUAUGUGAUUAACAAUUCAAAUGUACAGAAUAGCAAUUCCAGCGUAACCACGUAUAACAACUACUUGGGACGACCAUGGGAAGACUAUGCACGAGUCGUUUUCCAAAAUACUUAUCUGGGAAACAAUAUCAAGGCUGCCGGGUGGAGUGUUUGGAGUAAAAGUACGGCGAAUACAGAUCAUGUUACUUUCGAAGAAUACGGCAACACAGGACCCGGUUCCAUCGCCUCCGAAGGACCCCGAGCAACGUUUAGUUCUUCAAUCAGUUCCGCAAUUAAAAUUACCACGGUUUUGGGAAGUGGAUAUUUGAACGAAUGGUGGGUUGAUAGCAGUUAUUUGUAA
Messenger RNA from Sclerotinia borealis F-4128, 996 nucleotides. NCBI's taxonomy places the organism in Eukaryota, Fungi, Ascomycota, Leotiomycetes, Helotiales, Sclerotiniaceae. The record is from the annotation of a GenBank genome assembly.